AUGUCUGAAUAUAAUAAAGUGCGUGUAGGAAAACUUAAACUCAAAGGAGAAAAAACAAAGUCUAAAAAACGGAAGCAAAAAAAACAAGACAACAAGGAUGAAGAAACUAAAGUUGCUGAAAAUGAUGCUCCUCAACAUGGUGGUUGGUGGAAGGUGAAUUUAUUCUCUGAAAUCACUGGAACAGUUGCUAUAGAAUUCGGUAACCAUACUUACAUAAAAGCGUUAGACAAUGGAUUAUUCACUUUGGGAGCUCCACAUGACGAAGGUGAUGGACCGUCUCCGGAAGAAAUCCUCACUGCAUUUCCAGUAAAUGAAAAUAAAAUAGCCCUCAAGUCUGGCUAUGGAAAAUACGUUGGGAUUGAUAAAAGAGGAGUUGUUGUAGGAAGGAAUGAUGCUGUUGGUGCUAUGGAACAAUGGGAGCCUGUUUUCCAAGAGGGAAAACUUGCAAUUCUAGGUAAUAAUAGCUGUUUUAUGUCAGUGACUGAAGAAGACGAUGUAAUGUGUAACAGCAAAACAGCUGGACCACAAGAAUAUGUUUGUUUGAGAAGUAUGGUCCAACGAAUAGAUGACCCUACCAAAGGUAUACCUAUUGAAGAACAAGGAUCACUUACUGAAGUUGAAGUUAAUUAUGUCCGAAAGUUUCAAAAAUUCCAAGAUAAAAAGCUAAGGAUAAACACCGAAGAUCGAAGCAAAUUAGCGACUGCUAAAGCUGAAGGAAUUUUACACGAAACUUUACUCGAUAGAAGGAGUAAAAUGAAAGCAGACAGAUAUUGUAAAUAA
Molecule: messenger RNA, 780 nt
Organism: Cotesia congregata
Lineage: Eukaryota; Metazoa; Arthropoda; Insecta; Hymenoptera; Braconidae
Source: the annotation of a GenBank genome assembly